AUACUACCUCCAAUUCUCGGACGAAUCCAAACCCAAACCCGCAAGAUCUCCACCGUCAGAUCAAUCCGAUUGUCCUCAUCACCGUCGUCGCCAAAUCCGAUGGACGAGCGUCAUCCUCCGAAACGGGUCGUCGUCUGCGGCGGCGGAGUAAUCGGCGUCUGCGCGGCCUACUUCCUCUCCAAGAAGGGCGCCGCCGUCACGCUCGUCGAGAAAUCUUCCGUCGCCUGCGCCGCGUCCGGAAAAGCCGGCGGAUUCCUCGCCCUCGACUGGUGCGAUGGUAGGCCCCUCUCCUCCCUCGCCCGCGCCAGCUUCAAUCUCCACCGUUCGCUGGCGGAAGAUCUCGACGGCGCGCGAUCGUACGGCUACAGACCCCUCACUACUCUCAGCCUCACCGUCACCGAGUCCAAUAACCCUCCCUCCGGUUCCCGACCCUCCGGUAGCUCCAAUCUGCCGUCGUGGGUCGAUGGCCCAGCUCGGAGCCCGAGGCCCAUCGGGACAGUAGAAACGACGGCCCAAGUCCAUCCCCAGCUGUUCACGAGAACUCUGAUUUCGAAGGCGGUGGAGAGUUACGGCGUUGAGGUGGUGAUUGGGAAACUGGAGCGAGUUGACGUGAGUGAGGAAGGCCGAGUUGACUCGGUGGUGUGAGGCGGGCGAGUGAUAGAGUCGGACGGCGUCGUUUUAGCGUUGGGGCCGUGGUCUGGAAAGUUCGAGAUGUUGUCGACGAUGUUCAGAGUGUACGGUCUGAAAGCUCAUAGUAUUGUGUUGGAGCCUAAAGAACCAGAGGCGAUUACACCUCACGCGCUUUUCCUCAGUUACUAUCUCUCUCAUGGAGGAAAACCCAUGGACCCAGAAGUUUAUCCUCGUCCCACAGGUACUUUUUG
Morus notabilis is the source of this 881-nucleotide messenger RNA. RefSeq names its product putative oxidoreductase C1F5.03c. Gene Ontology annotation, molecular function: oxidoreductase activity. Gene Ontology annotation, cellular component: cytoplasm. The record is from RefSeq and is a predicted model, not a curated record. NCBI's taxonomy places the organism in Eukaryota, Viridiplantae, Streptophyta, Magnoliopsida, Rosales, Moraceae.